This is a messenger RNA of Dinoponera quadriceps, 541 nucleotides long. RefSeq names its product fatty acid synthase-like. The record is from RefSeq and is a predicted model, not a curated record. The annotation marks the transcript as partial. Lineage: Eukaryota; Metazoa; Arthropoda; Insecta; Hymenoptera; Formicidae. Gene Ontology annotation, molecular function: fatty acid synthase activity. Gene Ontology annotation, biological process: fatty acid biosynthetic process. The transcript has 2 exons.
UGGACCAUCUUAUGCCUUGGAUACGGCUUGCAGUUCAAGCCAUUACGCCAUAGCGGAAGCUUACAGAAUGAUACGAAGUGGAGAAUGCGACGCGGUUAUCGUGAGGGGCGCCAACAUAUGUCUGCAUCCCAACAUUUCGCUUAAAUUUUUUCAACUCGGUAUUCUUUUCAAUGAUGGUUAUUGCAAGACAUUUGAUGCUUCUGGUAUUGGUUAUAUGCGCAGUGAAGCUAUUGCGAUAUUGUACAUUCAAAAGGGAAAGGAUGCGAGACGAAUCUAUGCUACCUACGUCUACGCUAAAACCAAUUCUGAUGGCUUUAAGCAUGAAGGCAUUACAUAUCCCUCUUACAACAUGCAGAAGCAGUUAUUAGAAGAAUUUUAUGAUGAUUGCGUUGUUACACUCGAAACGCUCUCCUACAUGGAGGCCCAUGCAACUGGUACUACGGUAGCAGAUCCGGUAGAAGUAGACGCUAUCGAUCAAGCAUUAUGCUUAAAAAGGACCAGUCCUUUAAUAACGGGCUCGCUGAAAUCGAAUCUUGGCCAU